Molecule: messenger RNA, 651 nt
Organism: Anisakis simplex (herring worm)
Lineage: Eukaryota; Metazoa; Nematoda; Chromadorea; Rhabditida; Anisakidae
Source: the annotation of a GenBank genome assembly
AUGCCCGUUCUAUUGAGAAGUCAGCUAGAUCGUUCACGAACUUCGAGUCGGGCGACUGCUAUCCGAACCACAUCUCAGUCUGUACUGCGACCUACCUCAGCUGAUAACCAGUCAACAUCACACGUGAAUGCCACCAAUGGUAGUGCCACAGAAAACCGUCGCAAUUCAUGUCAAUCCAACGCAAGUAUUAGUCGUCGUACGGUCGUUUCCGUGAUAGAUUAUGGCAAUUCAAAAGCAACAUCAAUGCAUAGAUCCAAACAUAGAAGAUUGUCGAAAAAUGCCACUUUAUUCCAUCAGAUCAAAUUUUGCUAUCGUCAACUGCAUCUGAACUAUUUGAUACCGUUACUGAUCAUUAUGCUUUACAUGGUCAUUGGUGCUGCGUUAUUUUUGUGGAUUGAAGCACCCGCCGACCUGCAAAAAAAGCAAUCCGAAUAUGAGAAUUAUGUACAUGAACGUGAAUUGUUGCUGAAGCGUUUGGAAGAGAUUUACACGGAUCGAGCGGCCACUAAACGUCGGCAAAGACGUUUAUUUUUGGAAGAAGCAAUAGACUAUUUCCACGAACGUGUUGACCUUUCAUUUCCGAACACCACCGACUGGUCACUUACGACCGCUCUCUACUAUUCCGGUACUGUUUUUACCACCAUCGGUUAG